CAUCUUUUUCCAGUGGCGAAGCAAGCAUAUAUACCAUCAACAUCAUGAAAUGAGCUUUAAAGAAAUUAGCGAACAAAGAAUACUGCUGAGGAGACGGUGAGUGAACUACUGAUUCCUGGAAAACGAACACAUUUGUGGCAACUUUUCUGCAAUUUUAGCAUUUCUUCAUUCAUACAUCUUCCAGCAAAGCAAAGUUGUGCCGCCCAAAGAAUCAUUCUUUAUCCCCCAAACAGAAACACUUGUAUUCCAUCACCCUCACUUGUCCUUCACUCGAACAAUCUUCAAAUCUAACCAACCUCUACAUGUAUAAAAGCCCACCCUUUAUCGUACCACCUUCUGGUCUUCGGAAUUUGGAUUGAAAUUGGUACAAUAAAGCCGUCGUCAGGAGUGAAGAGGGUGGGUCAUGGGAACAAGCAGAGGUUACUUGAGAUUACGAGCUGGCUUGCUUCUCCUUUAUCUGACUCUAGCAGCUAUUUCCCCCUCUCAUUGUGACGCAGAAAAAUCAAUAAUGCGUAAACGCAAGAGUUCAAGCAACAAGCAUUCUAAGAAAUUGAAAGCCAUUAAGCAUUUUAGUCUCGAUCCAUCCACAGAUUCAUCAAAUGUAUUACCCUAUAGCCUUAGCUCACCGUUUUCUCUGCCUCCAUACGAAUCUCUCGCGCCAAUUCCAUCGCCGGAUAAUGGCACGCCUCCGUUCUGUGUGUAUCCUCCAAAUCCUCCUUCUACGGGUGUUCCCAGCCCAACUCUUCCGGACCAAGGCCCACCUCAAAGCCCAUCUGGAUCCUUGCCCACACCAUCGCCUCCUUAUUCUUACUCUUCACCACUUCCUCCAAUUCAAAGCCCACCUCCAGGUCCACCUGAAAUUGUUCCAAGCCCACCUACCACUAUCCCAGGUUCCCCAGAGCCAGUGAUAAACCCGCCCAUAAUUUAUCCAGGCCCACCAGGGAUGAGCCCACCAUAUCCAAUACCCUCCCCUGGCGGUGGAGGCAUCGUCCCUAGCCCACCAAGUUCUUUCCCCUCCCCUACCGGCGGCGGUGUCCCCACCCCACCGAGUGCUUUUCCGUCCCCUCCUGGUGGCGGUUUCCCCAGCCCGCCAAGUACUUUUCCGUCCCCUCCUGGUGGUGGUUUCCCCACCCCGCCAAGUUCUUUCCCGUCCCCCGGAGGUGGCGGCGUUCCUAGCCCAACAGUAUUUCAACCACCAGUAAUCUAUCCACCACCGUUUGUGCCGCCGCCGCCCUAUGUUGCCCCAGUUGCCGCCUUGUGGUGUGUGGCUAAGCCCUCAGUUCCCGACCCGAUCAUGCAAGAGGCAAUGAACUAUGCGUGUUGGUCCGGAGCGGAUUGUGGACCAAUACAGCCCAAUGGGCCAUGCUUCUUACCCGAUUCUGUAUAUGCGCAUGCAUCAUACGCUUUCAAUAGCUACUGGCAAGCAAGCAAGGCUAGUGGUGCAUCAUGCGACUUUGGAGGGAUAGCCAUGCUAGUUGCAGUUGAUCCUAGCUAUGAUGGAUGCCGCUUUGUGUAUGAUUGAUUUGAUAGAGCACAAGAGGGACCACGUUUGGAU
Neltuma alba is the source of this 1555-nucleotide messenger RNA. RefSeq names its product vegetative cell wall protein gp1-like. The transcript is spliced from 3 exons. The record is from RefSeq and is a predicted model, not a curated record. Lineage: Eukaryota; Viridiplantae; Streptophyta; Magnoliopsida; Fabales; Fabaceae. The coding region runs from base 404 to 1522 and encodes 372 amino acids.